Corythoichthys intestinalis (scribbled pipefish) is the source of this 2034-nucleotide messenger RNA. RefSeq names its product endosialin-like. NCBI's taxonomy places the organism in Eukaryota, Metazoa, Chordata, Actinopteri, Syngnathiformes, Syngnathidae. The transcript has 3 exons. The record is from RefSeq and is a predicted model, not a curated record. Gene Ontology annotation, molecular function: calcium ion binding. Bases 1 to 2034 code for a protein of 677 amino acids.
AUGGCGAAAGCAGACGGCGGCAAAGGAGCUGGAGAGUGGGAGGUUUGGGCCGAAGGUGAUGAGGAGGAGAGAGCGGGAACCAAAAAAGAGGCGGAGGAGGAGGCGGGGCAGGAAGCAAGACCAGAAGGCUCUUCGGGAUCCUCAGCUUGGCUGAUGCUGUGCCUCACGACAGUGGUCAGCGGCGCCGAUCUGGAGGAGAAGGAUGCCCUUUGUCACCCGCACGGGUGUUUGGCUGUCUUCACUCAGCAGAGAACCUUCCGGGAGGCGGGGCGCAGCUGCCGGGAGCGCGGCGGCACAUUGGCGACGCUUCACGACCGGCAGGCCGCUGACGCCGUACACCGGCUACUGGCGGGGGCUGAACCGCACGGCACCCGGUUGCGUCUGCGCCUGUGGAUCGGACUGCACCGGGCACCUCGCCAGUGCUCUGCCGUGCGUCCGCUGCGAGGGUUCGUAUGGGUCACAGGGGACCAGGAGGGUCAAUUCACCAACUGGCUACGUGAGGAGGCCCCGGGUUCUUGCGCGGCACCACGCUGCGUGGCCAUGACAGUGAAUACAGCAGACAGCGCCCGCCAAAACACUGACAACUUCAAGUGGUUAGACGGUUCAUGCGGUCUGGCGCUGGAUGGCUUUGUGUGCCAGUACCCCUCCAAGGGCAUGUGCCCCCCUCUGGAGGACGAGGGUCAAGGGGCCGCCGUUUACUCCACGCCGUUCCAUCUGAACAGCCGUGUUCUGACCCACGUGCCUUAUGGCUCUGUAGGCACCAUUGCUUGUCCGAGCCGGCCGACAGACGCCGACGCCCCCAGUGAGCAGACGGUUCUGUGCACCGAGAGAGACGACGGAACGGUGGGCUGGUCCCAGGACGCGCCACUCUGCGGGGCCGACGUGGAGUCGGCCAACCAGGACUGGUGUAGCAAAGACCACGGGUGCGAGCAGUACUGCCAGAACACGGACACGGACUACUAUUGCUACUGUUCCGAAGGAUAUGCGCUCGCCGAGGACGGCUACAACUGUGUGCCAGACCCCUUGGGGCCCACGGACCACCCUGAGCGUGCUUCUUCAGAUGCCUCCGCACCCAGCGAGGCGUCCCCCCACAAAGAAGCCUGCCGGGCCAUGGGCUGUGAGCACGACUGUGUGGAGACAGCUCGGGGGGCCCGCUGCACCUGUCCUCCGGGGUACCAAAUGGGCCGGGACGGGCGUGGUUGUUCCGAUGUGGACGAGUGCCAGCAGCAGCCGUGCUCACAGGUGUGCGUCAACGUACCCGGAACUUUCCACUGCGCCUGUCACGCUGGUUACCAGCAGGACGACGAGGGCGAAUGCGUGGAUGUAGAUGAGUGCGAGGACGAGGCGACCUGCGAUGGCCCCUGCCAGAACACCGAGGGCUCCUUCACCUGCGCCUGUCGCUACGGUUAUCAGCUGUCGGACGCCGGCGCGUGCCAGGACGUGGAUGAGUGUGUAGGGGCAUCGCCCUGCCAGCAACAGUGUCUCAACUUCGAGGGCAGCUACCAGUGUUACUGCGACGACGGCUACGAGCUGCAGGGCGACGGACUGAGCUGUCUGCUGAUGCCGGCUGACGAAGAAUACUCGACUCUGACCCCUGACUCAACCGACCCGGCCCAAGUACCUGAAUUGGACCGCGAGAGCCAACGCACCGCUUGGCCCCACUUUGAUGUCCAAUUGCCAACAAAUGCCCCUAAAGCUCGGGGAUCUGAUGAACAUCUGAACCGAUGGGACGCCCCCUCGUCGAGGCGGUACAGAACAGAGCGAACGCCGGUGCAGAGGGACGAGGUUGGGAUCGACCCCGAGGCUGAGGGUCAAGAAGCCGAAGGCGAUCGCGACAAGAGCAAACAUGACAAGAGUUGGCUGCUGGUGGCGUUGUUGGUACCGCUUUGCGUGUUCCUGGUAGUGAUGUUGGCACUGGGCAUCGUCUACUGCACUAGCUGCGCCGUGGACAAAAACAUGCGGUUGUCUGAAUGCUGCCGAUGGAUCCUUCCCACGUCGAACACCAACGGCGCCGAGCCCAAAGGACAAGCGUGA